Molecule: messenger RNA, 2337 nt
Organism: Vitis vinifera (wine grape)
Lineage: Eukaryota; Viridiplantae; Streptophyta; Magnoliopsida; Vitales; Vitaceae
Product: protein FAR1-RELATED SEQUENCE 6
Exons: 2
Coding region: 142-2142 (666 amino acids)
Biological process (GO): regulation of DNA-templated transcription
Molecular function (GO): zinc ion binding
Source: RefSeq, a predicted model, not a curated record
UAUACUUUCCCUUUCUUAGGAGAACCACUAGUAGGCUUCUCUUUAAAAACCACGCGCUCUCUCCGCAAUUCACGCGCCGUCGCCGGCGACUCUGUCAGUCCAUUUCCCGAUACUGCGACAACGGGAAAGUUCUCGGAUCCGAUGGAUGAAGUUUCUCUCAACAGUGAGCCAGUAUAUGAUGAUGAAGGUGAUGAAUUUGAGAUUGAAGGAGAUUGUGCAAUGACAGAAUAUGUUGGUCAAACUGGCAUAAUUCAGAAUCCCCUGCCUCCUGCUGUUGGAAUGGAGUUUGAGUCCUACGAGGAUGUUUAUUACUUCUAUAAUUGUUAUGCAAAGGAACAGGGAUUUGGGGUUAGAGUGAGCAAUACAUGGUACAGAAAGAGUAAAGAAAGAUACAGAGGAAAACUUAGCUGCAGUAGUGCAGGUUUCAAAAAGAAAAGUGAAGCAAACCGGCCAAGACCGGAAACAAGAACUGGUUGUCCAGCAAUGAUAAAAUUCAGAUUGAUGGAGACCAAAAGGUGGAGAAUUAUUGAAGUCGAGCUUGAGCACAACCACUUGAUUAGUCCAACAAGUGGAAAAUUCUAUAAAUCACAUAAGACUUUGGGUUUAGGGACCAAGAGACCUUUGCAGUCAGAUGUUGCAGAAGAAGUACAAACGAUUAGAUUGUUCCGAACAGUUAUCAUAGAUGCAGAUGGUGAUGGAAAUGCAGAUGUUGAUGAAGGAGAAUUUGGGAAUAAUGUUGAUCACUCCAAUCAAUUGAGGUUUAAAGAAGGAGAUGCACAAGCUGUUCAUAAUUACUUCUGCAGCUCACAGUUGAUGAACCCAAAUUUUUUUUACUCAAUUGAUCUCAAUGAGAAAGGAUGUUUGAGGAAUGUGUUUUGGGCAGAUGCAAGGUCUAGAGUUGCAUUUGGAUAUUUUGGUGAUGUAGUUGCAAUUGACACUACAUGCUUGACUUUCAAAUAUGAAGUCCCACUGGUGUCAUUUAUUGGAGUGAAUCACCAUGGACAUCGUGUUCUAUUGGGUUGUGGUUUAGUUGCAGGUGAGACAAUUGAGUCAUAUAUUUGGUUGUUCAGGGCAUGGCUUACUUGUAUGUUAGGACGCCCUCCACAAACUAUCAUUACUGCUCAAUGUCGAACCUUGCAAGCUUCUGUAGCUGAUGUUUUCCCUAGAGCUUCACAUUGUCUUUGUUUAUCACUUAUCAUGCAAAAAAUCCCAGAAAAACUGGGAGGAUUGCUAGAGUUUGAAGCGAUUAAAGUUGCAUUGAGUAGAGCAGUUUACUACUCCUUGAGAGCAGAUGAGUUUGAAGCUACUUGGGAGGAUAUGAUUCAACAUUUUGGAAUUAGGGAUCAUAAAUGGCUUCAGGCAUUGUAUGAAGAUCGGAAACGAUGGGUUCCAGCUUAUUUGAAGGAUAUAUUUUUGGCAGGAAUGUUUCCUAACCAGCAAAAUGAGGCUGUAACUCCAUUUUUUGAUGGAUAUUUGCAUAGACAUACUCCUUUAAAAGAAUUUUUUGAUAAAUAUGAUCAAGCUCUUCGAACAAGUCAGCAGGAAGAAGCCUUGGCAGAUUUGGAGUCGAGAAACUCAAGGUUUGUGCUAAAGCCACGAUGUUAUUUUGAGUUUCAGCUGGAAAAAUUGUACACAAACGACAUAUUUAAGAAGUUCCAAAGAGAGGUGGAGGGAAUAUACUCUUGUUUUAGCACAAGACAAAUACAUGCUGAUGGGCGAAUCGUAACAUACAUGGUCAAAGAACAUGUUGAAGUUGAGGAAAACAGGAGGGAGACAAGAGAUUACGAGGUUUCAUUUGACACCUCUGAAAUGGAGGUUUUCUGUGUCUGUGGUUUAUUCAACUUUAAGGGAUAUUUAUGCAGGCAUGCGCUAACUGUGCUUAACCAGAAUGGCAUGGAAGAGAUCCCACCUCAAUACAUUCUGUCAAGAUGGAGAAAGGACACGAAGCGCACAUAUGUUCUUGAUCAUGGUUGCAGUGGCAUCGAUAUUAAUAACCCAGUACACAGGUAUGAUCAUUUAUAUAGAUGUGUUGUGCAAGUUGUUGAGGAAGCGAGGAAAUCACAAGAUCGUUACAAGGAUGCAAUACAGGCAUUGGAUGAGAUACUGAACAAGGUUCAUCUGAUAGAAGAUCAUCCAGUGUAGCUUAUAAAAUUAAGGUCCUAGACAUAUGUUGCUUGACGGUUGUGGAUAUCACAUAAUUUGAUGUUUUUUUGCUCUUAUUUAGUUUUAGAUAUAGUUUAUACAUGCAGAUCUUGUGGUGCUGUCAUUAACAACUUGGUAGCUCUUGUAAUAUAAAUUUAGUUGUCAUAGUGUUAUAAAAUAUAGCUUGUUCAUUUC